AUGACGCGGUUUCCGCUCCGGUUGAAUGUGGUCAUACACGUCGUCGGGUCUCGAGGGGAUGUGCAACCUUUUAUUGCGCUAGGACAGGAACUACAGAGACACGGUCAUCGCGUCCGAUUAGCCACGCACCUAGUAUUCCGAGAUUUUGUGCGCGCUCAUGACUUGGAGUUCUUCAACAUUGGCGGGGACCCGGCGCAGCUUAUGUCGUUUAUGGUCAAGAACCCCAACCUGGUGCCCAAGGUGGAAGCGAUUACGCAGGGCGAUAUCAGCCGACGGCGGAAGGAUGUGCGAGAGAUCCUCGGUGGCUGCUGGCGAUCCUGUUUUGAACCCGGGGAGGGCAUUCACCCUUUCAAUCCGGCUGAGUGUACGGGUGCGCCGCCAUUCGUCGCAGAUGCUAUUAUCGCCAACCCCCCGAGCUUCGCACACAUUCAUUGUGCGGAGAAGAUGGGGAUUCCUCUUCAUUUGAUGUUUACGAUGCCAUGGUCGCCUACGCAGGCCUUUUCACAUCCACUGGCGAAAGUUCGCUCGACAAAUUCCAAAUCAUCAGUAGGUAAGCUGAUGUCGUACAUGAUAGCGGAAACAGUGAUAUGGCAGGGCGUGGGUGACUUGAUCAACGAAUUUCGCCGGCAUGAGUUGGGACUGGAGCGGCUGGAUUCUAUGCGUGCGCCCAGCCUUCUUUCUCGGCUGAGGAUACCUUUCACAUAUCUUUGGUCUCCUUCCCUCUUGCCGAAGCCUGACGAUUGGCUCGACCAUAUCGAUGUGACUGGGUUCUCCUUUGUGCCGCAUGAUGACAAGUAUGAGCCGCCUCAAGAUCUAGUCGAAUUUCUUGAAGCUGGAACACCGCCGAUCUACAUUGGGUUUGGAUCAAUUGUUGUCGACGACCCGGAAGCACUCACGCAGACUAUUCUCGAGGCCGUCCGAAUGUCCGGUCAGCGGGCAGUAGUCUCCAAAGGUUGGGGUAAUAUCGGUGCUGAUGAGGCUGAUGACCCGAAUGUGUACUUCCUAGGCAAUUGUCCGCACGACUGGCUGUUCUCCCGAGUGUCAUGCGUUGUCCAUCAUGGUGGUGCAGGAACGACAGCAACCGGGUUAGCCUUGGGCCGACCCACUGUCAUUGUUCCAUUCUUCGGUGAUCAGCCUUUCUGGGGAAUGCUUGUUGCCUCCAAUGGUGCGGGGCCUGCGCCAAUCCCCUUCAAAGUAUUGACGGCAGAUAAGCUUGCGGGCGCAAUUCGGCACUGCAUGGGACCCGAGAUCAAAGAACAAGCCAAGGUCUUGAGCUGUAAGAUUCAAGCCGAGCAAGGUGCCGCAGCGGCAAUGGAAAGUUUUCAUAAGCACUUGAGCCUGAAUAGGUUGAGAUGCGCUUUGUGCCCUGAUCGUCCGGCUGUAUGGCGAGUCCAGCACACAAGCAUUUUUCUCAGUGCAUUCGCUGCUGCAGUCCUUGUCCACUCGAAGCAGUUAGACCCAAAGAACAUCAAGUUGCUUCGAAUUAAAUCCUACGAUACGAACCUUGAUCCGGGCGUUCCAGGUCUUCCCGGAGCUGAGAUGUUCGCUGGGUCCCUCACAAACUUUUUCACCGGCUUCGUCGAGAUGCCCAUUCAAUUAGUGCAAAACUUUGCACGGUCACGUUCCAUCAGGUUCGCCGAGAGGUAUAGUCUCUCGAGCUAUUGCGCGACGCAAGCGCCUGUCUCCCCAUCGCGCUCGACACCUCUCGCAGAUAAGUCUGGGACUCGUCAACGAUCAGACUCGGGCAUCUCCAUCGCUCCUUCGAGUAAUUCGCUGAAAUCAUCCUCGAGCCAGAGCUCUCUGGACAUGCCGACCAUGAACCGUGGCACGGCGUCUGUGAGUAAUGUACUCAUCAAUUCUGGCUACACUGGACGUCAAUUGUUGGACUGGAUCAUUGAGAUCCCAAUGAGCGUUACAUUCUUAUUGUGCCAUACGUUCCACAAUGCUCCUCGAUUCUAUCACGACCAAACUGUGAGAGAGGCACCCAUAGCCACGGGAGAGUUCGUGUACAGCUGGUACGAUGGGAUCACUGGUGUCGUGACUCAACCUCAUCAAGGAUGGGAUAGCCAUGGCGCUUCCGGUCUAGCAUCCGGGGUUGGCAAGGGAAUUGGAGGAUUGUUGAUCAAACCUCAAGCAGGUCUAUGGGGCUUGCUGGGUUACCCUCUAAGUGGGGUUCACCGCAGCAUUGCCAAUUCCUAUGGGAAGAAUCGACGAUGUUGUGUAGUGAAAUCACGCAUUGCCCAGGGCAUCGCAGAACUCCAGUUGGCCUCGGAUGGUCAGCGAGCAGCCGCUCUCGCGCGAUGGAAGGAUCAUUACGAACAGAAGGUCAAGGCUAAACUAGAAAAGAGAAAUGGGUAG
Aspergillus aculeatus ATCC 16872 is the source of this 2358-nucleotide messenger RNA. RefSeq lists its product as uncharacterized. The transcript is spliced from 6 exons. The record is from RefSeq and is a predicted model, not a curated record. Bases 1 to 2358 code for a protein of 785 amino acids. Gene Ontology annotation, biological process: carbohydrate metabolic process. Gene Ontology annotation, molecular function: UDP-glycosyltransferase activity; hexosyltransferase activity. Lineage: Eukaryota; Fungi; Ascomycota; Eurotiomycetes; Eurotiales; Aspergillaceae.